This is a messenger RNA of Periophthalmus magnuspinnatus, 2109 nucleotides long. RefSeq lists its product as uncharacterized. The record is from RefSeq and is a predicted model, not a curated record. Bases 1 to 2103 code for a protein of 700 amino acids. The transcript is spliced from 13 exons. NCBI's taxonomy places the organism in Eukaryota, Metazoa, Chordata, Actinopteri, Gobiiformes, Gobiidae.
AUGAUGGCCCUCGCCCUCCGCGCGACGGCCCGGGGCCGGCCACUGCCCCCGGCCCUCGCCCUCCGCGCGACCGCCCGGGGCCGGCCACUGCCCCCACACAUUAUUUUCCCCACCCGGCCACCCCCCGGCCGCUAUCCACCCCCCUUCACACAGUUUUUAUAUAUGUGUGGCCAUGGCAAUAUAAUGGUGGUCCACGGCUUUGAACCGGUAACCUCGUGCACAAUACAGUCCAGGUUUGGGAACUGGUCCAUUGAAGUGGGGGGCACGGCUCAGACUUGGACUAGAGGCUCCAGCAUCGCACUACAAGCCCGAGUGGACAGGAAGGAGAAGGUGUGGCUCAACGGCACGAUUAUUGGAAGAUGUCUUCAGACCACAGCGGGUUUUAUGAAUGGUGUAGGCCGACCUGAGGACAUCCGUGUGAGUGUGUGCGUGGGGAGAGAGCACAGUGUCUCUGUGCUCGUGGAGCAGAGCGACCGCAGCAAUGCAGCACCACCAUUGGUCAGUGUCUCUGUGGAACCAGCCAAUCAGAGGCUGGCCCUCAAAGCACAUGGCUGUGUGGAGAGCUUCAUUUCAUUGGAGGCACAGGUUGAGUACUGGAGCUCUCAGAUGAAAGCCAAGCUGCGGGAGAAGGUCAAAGCACUGCAGUAUCUUCUGAAUGAGUUCAGACGACAGUCUCAGGAGAGUGCCUUUGCUCAGCACUACAGCACAGUGUGUUUGAGUGCGUUGGGCAGACUGGAGGCGCUGCUGUCUUCAGUGGCAUUUGUGGGGUGGCACAGAAGCACAUCUCGCCGUUUCCUCACUGAAAACGUCCCACAGUUUGUGAGUCUGCUGCAGCACGCCUCUCUGCUCGGACAGCACGAGCUACGCAGACCCCUUGCUACCCUGGCAGCCGUGUAUCAGGAUGUGAGGGGCCAGCGGCUGGAGGCUCAGUGGGGGGAGGCGGUGUCCAUGUGGACAGAGAGUGUGGGGGAGAUGGUCACGGUACACAACCAUCAGUUCCUGUCUCUGCUCCAGCUCUGUGGCACUGCAGUCAGGAUCACUGGAGAUGUGGUGGGUCAGCAGUCAUACCAGUGGCUGGAGAGCAGACUGGCCCUGGCUCUCUCUGGAGUCCGAAAGCGACUCUCCUCUGUGUACAGAUUCAGCCCCAGGGAGUGCUCUGUGUCCAUCUCUGUGCCCCUGCCUCGGCUGCACUGGCCCGGGACAGACAAGUCAGAUCUGGUGCAGGGCGUCCUGGAGGAGUGGCUCUUUAGACCACUGCAGUCUCUGGCCUCCAUCAGACCUGCUGCUGAGUUCUAUCGCCUCAAAAGGAGAACCAUGGACAGCCCCUUCACAUACCAGGCCCUGCUGGUGUCUGACCUCUUUGUGGUCACAUAUGAUGGUCAUAUACUGGAGCUACCGCAUUCUUGUCCUCUGCUCCUCGCCCAUAGCCUCACUGCUCAUCCCUCCUUCUCUCUCAUGUUAAACCCAGACUCAAGCUCCUUUGUCCUCAUUAAAAUGAACAACCACAGCAUCUCUAUUCAACAGAAUGGACAGGUGAGGGUCGACUGCCACAGUCUCGUCUCAAACACAUUCCUCUUUGAUGGUGUAUCUGUCGAAAGAACAGCUAAGGUUGUGGAGGUGACCAAUCAGAAUGGAGUAUCAGUGUCAUGUGACCUGUGGACUGAGCUGUGUAGUUUGACUCUGGAUGGAUGGCUGCAUGGCACAAGCGCUGGUCUCAUGGGAACCAAUGACAAUGAAGCAGGAAAUGAUUUGAUCCUCCCCAACGGAUCAUACGCUGCAAACCACAGGUCCCUUAUAUACAGCUGGAAGAUGUCUCCAGAGUGCAGUGAGGCUCCAGUGCUUAAGGGGCAGUCUGUGAGCACUGUCAUAGCUCCACUGAGCUGUGAGCAUCUGUUCUCCUCUUUGGACUCUCCGCUCAGCGUCUGUUUCAGGGUGGUGGAUCCCAGUGCGUUCCUGUCCGUGUGCAGGAGCAGUCCUCGCAGAGCAGCUGCGUGUCACCUGGCCUCUGCUUUCUCUCAUGUUUGUAACCAGAACUAUGUCCCUCUAGAAACACCUGUCCAAUGCAGACUCCAGCUGAGACGUGGACAUACACACUCCUCCUAAUGCAGC